This is a messenger RNA of Neltuma alba, 547 nucleotides long. RefSeq names its product RING-box protein 1a-like. The record is from RefSeq and is a predicted model, not a curated record. NCBI's taxonomy places the organism in Eukaryota, Viridiplantae, Streptophyta, Magnoliopsida, Fabales, Fabaceae. The transcript is spliced from 5 exons. The coding region runs from base 8 to 349 and encodes 113 amino acids. Gene Ontology annotation, molecular function: zinc ion binding.
AAAUCCAAUGGCCACUCUUGAUUCCGACGUGCUGAUGGAGCCCGCCGGCGACGCUGCCGGUCCUUCUUCCAAGAAGCCUAAGCGAUUCGAGAUUAAAAAGUGGAAUGCCGUCGCUCUCUGGGCUUGGGAUAUUGUUGUUGACAAUUGUGCUAUCUGCAGGAACCACAUCAUGGAUCUGUGCAUUGAAUGCCAGGCCAACCAGGCUAGUGCCACCAGUGAGGAAUGUACCGUAGCCUGGGGGGUAUGCAAUCAUGCUUUUCACUUCCAUUGCAUUAGCCGAUGGCUUAAGACCCGUCAAGUUUGCCCUUUAGAUAACAGCGAAUGGGAGUUUCAGAAAUAUGGUCACUAGAACUUUAUCAGGCUCCUUGGACCCCUGGAUCAGCUGCCUUACUUUUACUAUAGUUGUUUAGGAAAGAUUUUCGUUUUGUAGCUCUCAAUUGUUUUCUCUUUGCUUUACUUUUGUCUACGUAUAUUACAAUUUACAAAUCUGUGUGGAUAAAAGAGUUCACUAAAAUUUUGAUUUAGUUGACAAAGAAUGGCUUCAAUU